CAGGGCGCUCACGCGUCGUCGUCCAUGAUAAAGAGAACAUGCAAGAAGCUGCACUCAUGCGCCAAUGCUUGAAGUGCAAGACAGUCGUCGAAAACAGCCAGGUCUAUAUGUGCCAUAUCAGGCCUGGAGUGUUGCGCCAAUGCCAUGUGUGUGCUUUGAUUUUUGAAAUCGAGUGCGAAUUUGAACGCCACAAAUUGGUCGCCCAUCCUCGAGUUUUGAGCACGAAUAAUACUGCAAUGGCCAAACCGCAGCCAGCGCCAGUUGCGCCUGAGGGUCGGGAACAGGGCUUCAGAUACCUUCCGAUGGACGAUUACACCGAAGUGCGCCCUCGGGAGAAUCGCACUGUAGAUGCGCCGGGACCGCUUCCAAGUGAACUCCGCUCAGAUCCAGAAACCUCCACGGACAUACUCGAGGACCCGUUCGAUGAUAGAUGCGCCCUGGCCCAAGGUAGUGAAAGCGGCAAGUCAGUCGAAAUAGCGUUCUUAGAGCCAUUCCAGGGAGACCUGUUGCUAGACCUCAGCCCACCAGACGAGAAAGCAGGCAGCCUUAGUAAAGCCAUCAGCCAGUUCCAAAGCGUGGUGAGAAGCCGACCGACACGCGAAGAGCCUGAAGCCGAGCACCAGCAAAGCCCGACUCAAGACGUCGAGCUGAAGAAGAGAGUUCCGAUCUCCACCACCACGACGCCAACCGCAUCUCCCCCUUCGGCGAGAGUCACGCCGCAGGCCUCUGGACCGAUCAAGGCAUCUCCUCCUUCAAGUGCCCAAGCACCGCCUCAGCCACCCAAAGUCAAAUCGCCGGAGCAAAACACGCAAAUGAGCGGUAUAAUGUGCUAUGAAUGCGGAACAAACUUCAGCAAUGUUAUCGCACUGCACCAGCACCAGAUGAUGGACAAGCACAACUACUGCGAGUGGUGCUAUGCCUUCUUCGCUGAUCGAACUCUGCUUCACAAGCACAAGCAACAGGUGCACAGCUUCAAGUGCGCAGUGUGCGGACUGUCCCAUUUCACCGUGGAGGACCUCAUCGCGCACCAGCAGCUCAAGGCACACUGCUACUGUAAACCCUGCAACAGUUACUUCAAGGACCAGAAGAGUCACAGACAGCACAUGGCCGCGAUGCACGACAACUCUCGCCAUACCCCCAGCCCUCCCAAACCCACGGCCACCGUGGCGGCGUCUGGAGGAAAGUACAAAUGCACUGUCCCGUCGUGUGGUUUUACAUCAGCCACAGCAGAGCAGCUCCGGAGCCAUCAGCAGAAGGAAAAUCACAACUUCUGCCGACCCUGCAACAAAGCGUUUUGUGAUGCUAUGGCGCUGAAAAACCACAAGAACGGUGGUGGACGCCAUGACGAGAAUAUCAAGAAGCACGAGAGCGGCUAACUAGGUUGUGAUAACAACAAAGAUGUCAAUAAUGACAAAUUCUGAAAGCAAGAUUAAACAAGAGCCACUCAAAGCAAGGAGGAAUAUUGAACUCUAAAUUUCUGAUGGGCUGGAUGGUAUUUAUCAUGGACAGAUUGGUUUUGCGGGGAAUGGCGUGUGUAUCGGGGUUGCUGUGGACAGAGGGAACGUAACCAUCUAGUUAGAUAAAGCAAAAAGCAUAACAAAUAGAGGCCACUACAGAGUA
This is a messenger RNA of Coccidioides immitis RS, 1620 nucleotides long. RefSeq lists its product as uncharacterized. The transcript is spliced from 3 exons. Gene Ontology annotation, biological process: regulation of transcription by RNA polymerase II. The record is from RefSeq and is a predicted model, not a curated record. The coding region runs from base 39 to 1376 and encodes 445 amino acids. Gene Ontology annotation, molecular function: RNA polymerase II transcription regulatory region sequence-specific DNA binding; DNA-binding transcription factor activity, RNA polymerase II-specific. Gene Ontology annotation, cellular component: nucleus. Lineage: Eukaryota; Fungi; Ascomycota; Eurotiomycetes; Onygenales; Onygenaceae.